GCAAGCUUGCAUUUUACCUCUUGUGAACCUUUUUUAAUGCUUAACAGGUAGCUUUCACUGAUUCUCUGUAAGGAACUCUUACUGGGAUGGAUAGUUGAUUAAAUAAGUAUAUUUUGAAAGAAAAAAGCCAGCUGCCAAGUGCUGCUUUUCGCUGCCAAAAUGAGCGAUGUUGUGGAGAAGACCCUGACAGCUCUGCCGAGCCUCCUGUCUUUAGACUCUCAGCCUGGAUCUGCAAAACUGUCCUCCACCUCAAAACUAGGAAACCUCAUCAGAGGGAUCACUGAGCUGACGUCCAAACAUGAGGAAGAAAAACUUAUUCAACGUGAACUAGCAGCUAUCAAAGAACAAGUGUCCUCCCCGAACACCUCCAUGAGGCAGAUGAAGGAACUCAUGGUGAGAGCCAUCUACUGUGAAAUGCUCGGCUACGAGGCUUCGUUCAGCUACAUUCAUGCCAUUAAACUGGCUCAACAAGGCACUGCUCUGGAGAAAAGAGUUGGUUAUCUGGCUGUGUCUUUGUUUCUGAACGAAAGUCAUGAGCUGCUUCUUCUCCUUGUGAACACUGUAUUAAAGGAUCUUCAGAGCACAAACCUUAUUGAAGUGUGCAUGGCUCUAACUGUCGUCAGCCAGAUGUUCCCCAAAGAUAUGAUUCCUGCAAUCCUUCCUCUGGUCGAGGAGAAACUUAAUCACCCAAAAGAAAUCAUUCGACGAAAAGCAGUCCUGGCACUGUAUAAAUUCUACCUAAUAGCACCGAAUCAAGUUCAACACAUCCACAACAAGUUCCGCAAAGCUCUGUGUGACAAGGAUCCUGGUGUCAUGACGGCUUCACUGCACAUCUACUUACAGAUGAUCCAGGAGAAUCCAGAAGGUUAUAAGGACCUUACAGCAAGUUUUGUCACCAUACUAAAGCAAGUGGUGGGGGGAAAACUGGCCAUGGAUUUUAACUAUCAUAGUGUUCCCGCUCCAUGGCUGCAAAUUCAGCUUCUCAGAAUACUGUCCUUACUUGGGAAAAAUGACCAGAGUACAAGUGAGAUCAUGUAUGAAGUCCUCAACGAGUCUUUGCGAAGAGCAGAGAUGAAUCAUAACAUUACGUAUGCUAUUUUAUACGAGUGUGUAAAAUGUAUUUACACCAUUAAUCCUAAAUCUGAACUUUUGGAAAAAGCAGCAAAGUGCAUUGGCAACUUUGUCCUGUCGCCGAAGAUUAAUCUCAAAUAUCUUGGCUUGAAGGCCCUCACCUACGUGGUCCAGCAGGAUCCUAAACUGGCCCUGCAGCAUCAGAUGACCAUCAUAGAGUGUCUGGAUCACCCCGACCUCAUCAUUAAGCGUGAGACACUGGAGUUGCUCUUUCGGAUCACUAAUGCCCAGAAUGUCACAGUCAUUGUCGAGAAGAUGCUGGAGUUUUUGCGCAUCAGUAAAGAUGACUACACUACCAUUGACCUGGUGGGGAAGGUGGCAGAACUGGCAGAAAAAUAUGCACCAGACAAUGAAUGGUUCAUUGAGACCAUGAACACAGUGUUUUCAAUAGGCGGAGACAUGAUGCAGCCUGACAUCCCUAACAGCUUCCUUAAACUGCUGUGUGAGGGAUUCGACAGUGAGGAGGAAGACAGGAAGUUGAGGCUGUUUGCUGUGGAUUCAUAUGUUUUUCUGCUGCAAGGAGAGCCUGGCAAACUGCCACAGCGUUUCCUCCAAGUCAUCAGCUGGGUCCUCGGUGAAUACUCCUAUUUGAGGGAGGAACUUGAACCGGCUACAGUCCUGAGGCUGCUUGCCAAAUUGUUGGACAUGAAGAACACCAGAAGCGAAACAAAGAGCUGGGUCCUCAUGGCAAUGGCCAAGCUCUGUCAGGGUGGGGCAGGCGUUUCUGCGGCUCAGGAGGUUUCUGAAACAUACAGCAGCUCCCUAGACACAGUACUGAGACAGAGGGCACAGGAGCUGCAGCACCUCAGCCAAGACUCUGAACUCCAAGCCAGGGUGCUACCUCGAGACGCUGACCUGGAACCCCUGGAGGUGGAUUCCUCUCUGUCAUUUCUGGAUGGAUUUGUAUCGGAGGCGCUGGCUGCUGGCGCUGCUCCAUACAAGCCACCCCAUCAACGGCAGGAGGAACUAGCUCAGGCAAAAGCGUUGAGCCUGGAGCCAUACGCCCUAUCCCUGCCCAUCAGCAUGUCGUCCUGCAGCAUUGCCGACAGACAGUCUCCUACACUGUUGUCCAUGAGCUCUGGUCUGUCAGGCGAUAGCACCGACGUCUUGCAUAAAGGAGGCUCCACCACUCUGAAGCUGGAUGGUGUGAAGAGGGUGUGGGGGAGGGACGGCUACCUGGCACAGAGAGAACCUGCGGAGGAGGCUGCCCAGGUUGAGGUUCCCAGUCCCUUCCGGUCACCCAGCCAGCAGAGAGAGGCUGAGAGUUCAGACAGCCAGACUCCCACUCCUAUACCAACCCCUGAGCCUGAACAAGAGAAACAGCAGCUGGCCUCUUCGUUGUUUGUCGGCCUGGGCUCCCAAAGCUCUGUGUGUCUGAUGGGAAAAUCUGAGCCAACACCUCAGCGAUUCAGAAGAAAAGCCAAAGGUCCGGGCUUGUCCUCUGGCGCCAGCGAGCAAAUAUCCAACUCCCUCGCCUCCUGUCCCAGCACAGUGGAUACCUUGCUGUGUAACAACCUCCUGGACUCCAGCAUCACCUCCGAGCUGGCCCUUCCUCCCUCCAAACAGACACCCCAGCUCUCUCAGGGCCUCACUACUGCAAAUGGCCCCUUUGAUAUAGACUUAACUGACAGUAACAUAAAGGGAAAUACCCCCCCUCUCAUUGGGGAUAAUGGUUUUGUCGUAGCUGCUGAUCAUGCUCCAUGUGAAGACCCAGAAACACCUAAAGACUUGUGUCUCAGUUCUCAUCUUCCUGCAGAGCUCUUUGGAUUGUCCCACUCAGAAAUCACUCCUCUGUGCUCCAACCAAAUCCUGGAUCUCUCAGCCUGUCAUGUGCUUAAAGAGGAUUCUUUAGCGUUUGUUGUUUUCAUUUACAACUCCUCUGACUCUGAUAUUCAACAGAUACUACUAGAGCUUGACUCAGAUGAGCUUGAGGUGUCCUGUGUGUGUGACAGUUCAGUGCAGGAGACGCGGAGCCACAGUCUAGCUGUGUGUCAGUAUUCCCUGACUGUGAAGAGGCCCUCAGUCCAUGUUGAAGUUGUUGGGAUGGUAUCUUACGAGUUGCCUGUUGGGACGCCUCAGUCAGUGCAGCUGUCAUACAAACUGCCUCUAACCAGCUUCAUCAGACCUUUGACUGUGUCAACAGAGGAGUACGGCACCAUGUGGCUGGCCUUCUCUCAUGAUACAAAGCAGAACCUGACGCUGAUAAGCGAUGGCCCAGAACCUCUCAAAGCCACUCUGAAUGUGCUGAAGAAGAAACUUCAGCUUCAUGUCGUGGAAAUCAUAGGUAAGGAAGGUAUUGUAGCUUGCCAGCUCCUCCAGGAUCUGCCAUGUCUGAUGCACUGUCAUCUGAAUGCGGGAACGUUGGCUGUGUGGCUGCGCUCCCCAGUCCCCGAUCUGCCUGACUGCCUGAUCUACCACUGCCAGAGAGCAUUACAGGAGCACACUGAGCAGCACUUGUCCGUCAACCACUGAAGAGGAAGGUACACAGAGCACUAUAGUGCAGAACAAGAACAUCUGAGGUUGAGCAUUCUCAUCUUUAUAUUACAGUGUUUACCAUUUGUUUAUCUUUUCCACUUUAAGUUAUGAAGUAGGAUUAGUUUUUUUGUCCACAGAUCAUUUAUUUUUAACAGUUAAGUGGGUUGAAUAAUUCACAGGAUUACAAUUGUUUGAAAGUCACGACUGGUAAUAACCUCAGGGCCAAAAGCAUUGCGUUCUUUACUUUCGGUUUAAUUAUGAAAACUUAAAAUGUCUUAAAAUGUUGACAGGGCUCCAUAAUCACUUGAACACUUCAGUCGUUGAAACAUUAUGAGGGAACUGAAUACUAUGUCUGAUAUUGUCUGUACAAGGAGAAAAUCAUGAAUUUCUACAGUAAUUUUUGCACCCCAGGUCUACGCGCUAAAUAAUGAGAGAGAGAGAGAGAGAGAAUAUGUCCUGUCUUCUUUUUGUCAUUAUUUUUAAAAAAUCAGCUACAUUUUCUAGGUUACAACAAUCAUGCCAGUGAAGCCAGUUCAGGUCUUAAAUCAGUCAAGGUUUCAAUUUCUCAUUUAGCAUCUUAAAGAAUUUCAUUCCUGUCAUUCCUGGUCAGUACAGAUUAAAAUGGAAAGAAUAACAAGAAACUAAUUCUUGCAGUGGAUUGGUUGAUGUUUUAGGUGUAUUUAUUAGGUGAGAGGCACAAGAAAGUACAAAACUAAUUGUUCAGUAUUUCUGGGAUGGACCUGGAGAAACCAUUAGAGGAGGAUUUAAAAUACUUUAAAACUAAUAUUAACAGAGAGCUGCUUUUCAAGAACCUGCUCGUCUUUACUGCUGAAAAAAAAAGCAUUAUUGCAGUUUGCAUCCCUGUUUGUCUAAAGGAUUUCAUUAUGCUGACACUAACCCCCGACUGCAGCCGUUAUACGUAUUUCUUACAUGUAUGAUGAGAGAAGUUUGUCUUAAAUGUAGCAAUGAAGAUUCCACUCUGCGAUUGUCCACAUUGUCCAUGUAUCAUUAUGAUGAGGAGCAUUUCGGUUUUCCCUCGUGUUUUGCAGAUGCUGCCUUCUGUGUGAUAUGAUUAUCUAUGCACUCAUGUUUCUGGUUUGUCAGUUUCGGGUAAGAGGUGGAUUUUAGUGUCUUUGAUUAUUAUAUUUUUGUAUCAAUGCAGUAUUAAAACAUAUUUAUUGGAGUUAUAUUCUUAUAGAAAAUAUUUUGUAUUGAUUUCUCUGAAAGAAAGUAAGAAAAAAAUCGUUGUUGUUCAUGUUACUGUUUGAUUGAGGUGUGCCAGAUCAUGUCUCUGCCUGUUUUAUUUAAUUCAGCCUGAAGGGAAAGUUUGUUCUUGUAUUUGCCUGCAUCCUGAUUUGAAGCCAACAAUGUGUCUAAAACUCAACUUUAACCCAACGCCUUAUGUUCUAAUGCCAAGGUGGCGUGUUUGAUUUGUGCCUGUGGUGCAGAGAAAAUUCUUGUUUAUUAGAGUGCCUGUCACUACAUUCUGCUAACUUAUGAAUAAAUUCAACACAUAUAAAUUCA
Messenger RNA from Micropterus dolomieu (smallmouth bass), 5130 nucleotides. RefSeq names its product adaptor related protein complex 4 subunit epsilon 1 (gene ap4e1). The transcript has 21 exons. The record is from RefSeq and is a predicted model, not a curated record. The coding region runs from base 160 to 3603 and encodes 1147 amino acids. Gene Ontology annotation, molecular function: cargo adaptor activity. Gene Ontology annotation, biological process: intracellular protein transport; receptor-mediated endocytosis. Lineage: Eukaryota; Metazoa; Chordata; Actinopteri; Centrarchiformes; Centrarchidae. Gene Ontology annotation, cellular component: membrane coat; AP-4 adaptor complex.